AUGGACCAACUAGAUGCAAUAUUUCAAAUGAAAGCUCAAUUUUAUCCAGGAAGUAAAAUCAUCAUAACAACUAGGCGUGCAAGAUUGUUAAAGGCUCAUCAAGUUACUGAGGUGUAUGCGGUUGGAACUUUGACUCAAGAAGAAUCAUUGGAGCUCUUCAGUUGGCACGCUUUUGGCCAAGACCAUCCUGUUGAAGAUUACAUAGAAUAUUCAGAGAAGCUAGUCGAUCAUUGCGGAGGACUUCCAUUAGCUCUCAAAGUUUUAGGUUCUUCUUUGUUGGGGGAAAGUAUAUGUCUAUGGAAAAGUGCAUUGGAGAAGUUAGAAGCUAUUCCAAAUGGUGAAAUAAUAAAUAAAUUAAGAGUAAGCUAUGACUCUUUGCAAGAUGACCAUGACCGAAAAUUAUUCCUCCACAUUGCUUGUUUCUUUGUUGGGAUGGACAAAGAUUACAUUGUUAGAAUACUAGAUGGAUGUGAUUUCUAUACAAUUGUUGGCAUUCAAAAUCUCAUCGAUAGAUGUUUGGUGACGAUAAUUGACGGAUGGGACAAGGUGCAGAUGCAUGACCUGAUUCGUGGAAUGGGAAGAGAAAUUGUUCGCCUAGAAUCAAAGGAGCCUUGGAAGCGGUACGAAAAUAAUUGA
This is a messenger RNA of Prunus avium (sweet cherry), 636 nucleotides long. The record is from RefSeq and is a predicted model, not a curated record. NCBI's taxonomy places the organism in Eukaryota, Viridiplantae, Streptophyta, Magnoliopsida, Rosales, Rosaceae.